Molecule: messenger RNA, 4121 nt
Organism: Bombyx mandarina (wild silkworm)
Lineage: Eukaryota; Metazoa; Arthropoda; Insecta; Lepidoptera; Bombycidae
Product: frequenin-2
Molecular function (GO): calcium ion binding; calcium sensitive guanylate cyclase activator activity
Source: RefSeq, a predicted model, not a curated record
CUCGCGAGCGGUCCUGUCGAGUCCCGCUGCCUCUGUACAAGCACUCGCACCCUCGCCGUCUCACUCAGGCGACGCGACGCGUGUCCUCCCGCCGAUCUUAAAUCUUUUCCUCGACGUUAAGUUUCCAAAUUUGACUACACUCCACUUCACGCCAGAACUGAUAUCGUAAGAAAACGACGAAGGGGUACAGUUAACAGUGUUACCGUGAAAAUCGUUUUAUUGUGUAUGUAGUGUGAUGGAGAGUGAGUGUGCUCUAUAUUCCCGCAGGAUACGUAAUAAAUUCUUACACUAAAAGGUGGAUUCGAGUUCAGGGCGAAUAAUAUGUAAUAAAUAAGUCACGCUAGAGUGACGACCGCGGACUACCCUUAGUGAGUGGAGACCGUCGUCUCGACUUCGCGACCGAAAAUGGGCAAGAAGAACUCGAAAUUGAAGCAAGACACGAUCGACAGACUGACGAGCGCCACUUACUUUACGGAAAAAGAAAUUCGGCUUUGGCACAAAGGAUUUCUGAAGGACUGCCCCAACGGUCUUCUGACUGAGCAGGGCUUCAUAAAGAUCUACAAACAAUUUUUCCCUCAAGGUGACCCGAGCAAGUUUGCGUCAUUGGUGUUCAGAGUGUUCGACGAAAACAAUGACGGGUCGAUUGAGUUCGAAGAAUUCAUACGGGCCCUAUCGGUGACGUCACGGGGCAAUCUAGACGAGAAACUUCACUGGGCUUUCCGUCUCUACGACGUGGACAAUGACGGUUACAUCACUCGGGAUGAAAUGUAUAACAUAGUCGACGCGAUCUAUCAAAUGGUGGGCCAGACCCCACAGCCUGAGGAUGAGAACACUCCCCAGAAGCGCGUCGACAAGAUCUUCGACCAGAUGGACAAGAACCAUGAUGACAGGCUGACUCUGGAGGAAUUCCGUGAGGGCAGCAAGGCCGACCCCCGCAUUGUUCAGGCUCUGUCCCUUGGAGGCGAUUAAUCUAUGGUCAUUCUCUCGCCGGAUUUCACAUUUACAUAGAGAGCCACUGCAAUUACAUAGCCGCGUUAUAAUAAUAUGUAUUUUAUUCAAUUUAGUGUAGUGUUUUUAUUUAGUUCAAUGUAGUAGGGGAUAUGUUGAAAUGUAGUAAGAAAUGUUUAUGGUUCCUUUUAUCUAGGACAGUUUCUUUUUCUGAAAUAUAUAACCAUAUUUUAAUUUCUAAAUAUGUAUGUACUUUUUACGCGGAUACUGUGUAUUGUAGUAAUGAUUUGAAGUACCUAAUAUUUGCCAAUAUGAAUGCCAGUAAAAGAGCGAGGCUUUCGAUUGAUUUUAAAUUUGUUAUUAUUUCGGUUUAUCUUUAUACUAUGUACUUCAGUAUUUACUCCUAUGAUACAACUCAGUUUAUGUAUGUCUACAUCAUCGCAUACGAAAUAAUUUUAAAAAAUUUGACUAAUUUCCGAAUCCGAUAUACAAAAUAAAUAAUAAACAUCUAUAUCUAUAGUCGGAUAUUGCAAUUUGCAAUUUCCACCUCAAGGAUAGUGAGUUGGUGGCAUUAUGAUCUAAAAAUAUUGAUUUACUUUGUAAACUUCAAACUGGCACACGCACUAAUAAUAUGAAGGUGGACCUACAAAUAACUUCAGGAAAAACAUCUGAGAAAACAAUUUCUCUAACUUUUCUCGUGACGAUCCUGACAAUGUUGAAUUUGGAAUUUCGUAUUUUUUAUUACCUAAAUGUUUUAAAUGAAUUAUUUUAUGAACUAAUAAUGAAAAUUUUUAAUGAUUCGUGAUAAUUUUUUUAUGACCAGAACCUCGCCAUCCAUUUCAUGUUGGCAAAUUUAAUGUUGCUCUUUGUAAAUGAUGAAUAUGUUUCUGCUUUCGGGUCUGCUAUUUAUAGGUACGAAACGGUUGCAAAUCAAACAAACUCUUGUCUUCGAUUUGGACACAGCAAAGCUCACCCUGAGAGGAAAAUUCGCGCGAGAGAACUUGACUACCCUUAGCCAAAUCACAUACUCGUUAAUAACGCACUACAGUUCAAGAAAUAAUACCCUAUCGACGACCCUUUUUAGAAUAUAAUAACACGUAUUUCUAUCACGUGUAACUUCUAUAGUUCUGUAGAUUGUUGUGAACCGUCGCUUAGGUCUCUAUUACUGGCGGCACCAUUGCUAUUAUAUCUUUACAUAAGUAAACAUCUUUAGUAAAUGUAGAUAGCGUUGCACGUUGAUCGAAUGUCAAUACCACAAUUAUUUAAAUACUUUUCCUGUUGUUGUUGUUGUUACUUAUAUAGUUAGGUUUAAAAUAAUCACGCCCCACUUAGGUACAUAUAACAAAGUUCAAACAUUGCAUUCCAUUUCAAACGACCAUAUAACGUUACAAGAUAGAAACUUUACAGCGACUAUUUGAAAAGGUUAUCAACAUAUCUUCGUUGAUAUUUUUUUCCGAUGAAAAAUAACUGCUAAAUUUAUAUAUAGCCCUUUAAGGGCUCACAAUUUUCAAUGUAACUGGAAAAAUGAAAUUAAAUUAAAUACCACCUAUUUUCGCAGUAUAUAAAGACAAGGCCGCUUCUAAUCCAUGUUGAUGAUACAGUAUUACCUCACGAUCAUCUAGAGAUAAGCAACGGGAUAGUGUUUUUGAUUUGAAACAUAGUUUUCAUAAGCAAGAAGUUUAAAAUGCUUAAAAAUAACUUACAUAGUUAUUAGGACUGUAGUGUGAUCAUGUAGAUGGCUAAGUACUUUUUAAAUUUUCAAUAUAGCACUGUUUACAAGAGUUCGAAUCGCCGCCGUUUCGUCAGCACCCUACUUACAUUACUAGCUAUGAUGUAUCCAUGUGGUCUGCCAAACCUAGUAUACAUACUCUUUGAAUUACUUAAUACUAAUACUUUUCUCCAUUGUUCAAUGAGAACACUGAGAACAUAUAUUUUCGAGAACUUUUGGAUAUUUCCGAUAGCUACUCUUCAACAUUUCUAGCCUAUAAGUAUCUUUCUAUCUAAUACGAAAUAUACGUACUGCUUGAAUACUUCUUAUGUUUUGCUUUAAACUAAAUCUUCUUAUGAUAUUUGUAAUGGAUUUCUAUAACUUUUAAACUAAUUCGUAAAAGGACUUCGUCCAUUAAUGAUUUAAAUUUAAGGAUUAAAAACUAUGAGUGGUUUUUAAUCACGAGUCAAUUUGUCUUUCAUCGCGUUUUGUGGGCGUUGGGAGGAGUUUGGCGAACUAGAUAGGACAUACCGCGGGCUGUGCAUUUUGUGUAGUAUUAAGUAGCAGGUAUUACGCCUGCUCGCAAUCAAUUUGCGGUGAUCGGAUAUUUAUAACGAUGUUAAAAAUUACCGAAAGCUCAAGAAUGAUUCUGAUAAACGCAGAUGAUAUUAAGUUACUACUCGAAGACGAAUUGACGCUCUGUGAGAACAGAAGUUUUUUGAAUAAGUUUCACAUUCGACUAGUUUAUUUUUUAUUUUUUAUUGGCUCUAUUUAAUUAUAAAACAAAAUGAGCAACUUUGUAAUGCGAUAAUGUUAAUAACAUUCCGUAUAUUAUAUGUCUAUAAAGAUAUCUUCAUGUAACGUUUAAGUAUUGUUACGAAACUACAACUGAUGAAUGUGAAGUGCGCAUCCUAAACAUUUCAGACGCCGAACGUCCAAAACGAUUUAGUAACACCACUGAAAUGCACUGGGUAAUGCUAAUUCAAUUACCGUCUCGCCCAAACACCUUGAAUAUGAAGUCCGAAAUGCCAAGGUUCCGAUAAUUGUUUUAAAGAUGUUUACUUCAUAUUUACGUUGUUAUUUAUAUAGUAUUACUCGUUCAAUAUAAUCAUAAAGGAAUUUUAAUAGUAGUUCAUUAUGUAAUCUACAGUGUUAUCUUUUACUAAUUCAUCACUCGUUCACUAAACUUGUUUUCUCGACGUUCCAAAGUUACGAUUGAAACACGACCUUUAAAAUAUACGAAAACAAAGCCUUUCGUAUUAAAAUUUACUGUAAAGUAUAAUUUAACACUUUACUAACAAAACUAAAGUUAAACUACAAUCGAACGUUCUAGAAUGCAAGUUGGUUCUUUGAACAUUCAGUAAUUACAUAACACUGUUUUUAUGUAAAUACUUACUUCGCCUUCUUUACUAGACAUUACAAAUACUAUUCACUUUUAACAAUAAUGGUGAUUAAUAAAUAAAAC